AUGGAUCAUGAUGCUGAUGGCUGUCAGGUAACCCCGAAAUGUGCCAACUGCCACGGACCCCACCACGCAGACGAUGAAGGCUGCUACGCGCGGCCGAAGAAGGUUGGAGACACCUUCCAUAAGCUCUCCAAGUCACAGAAAAUACAUGCCAGACAGCUCGGCGCAGACGACUACAGAAGGCAAAACCUGGAAAGCAUGAUCCAGUCGUCCAACAGCCCACCAGCACAGAACCAUGCGCUAGCAACGACAGACAGCGGGGAGGAGGCCGACACGGAGAUGGCAAACACGACACCGGCCGUCGCAGGUGAUGCCACCACGGAGCCACCACAGGCAGAAAUCAUGCCUCUGGCGGAGAAGCUGGAACGUCGCGACGCAGCAGAUGACAUCCCCGACGCAUGGGAGCCAACUGUCAGCCCUGCCAAGGAGAUCCCCUUCGCAAAAACAAUCUCGACCAAGGAGAUCGAGAAAGCUGUCCUACACACCGGAAACACAACCCCCGGUUCAGACGGUAUCACGACCAAGAUGCUGCGAGCAGCCUGGCCGCACAUUGCCCGACCACUCACGACACUGUACAAUGCCUGCCUACAACUCGGUCAUCACCCCAGCGUCUUCAAGACUGCCGAAGUCGUCAUCAUCCCGAAGCCCAACAAGCGAAACCUCAGCGAUGUGUCCACAUGGCGUCCCAUAUCACUCCUGUCCUGCCUCAGUAAAGGAUUAGAGCGGGUCAUCGCAAGAAGAAUGGCUUACGCUGCUAUCAAAUACGGUAUCCUCCAUCCCAACCAGGCUGGAGCGCUGCCGAAGCGGUCUGCCGUAGACAUUGUGGUGUCCCUCAUCUACGACAUAGAGAAAGCACUUGCAGCUGGCAAGGUGGCAACUCUCGUCACAGAAGAUGUCAUGGGAGCUUUCGACGCAAUCCUCCGCAACCGCAUGAUCCUUCGCCUACGGCAGCAGGGGUGGCCGGGUUUCUUGGUCCGAUGGAUAGCCAGCUUCUUGCUAGACAGACUAGCCAGUGUGCGCUUCCAAGACACAACCACACCGAGCGCGAGACUGCGAUGUGGCCUCCCACAAGGCUCGCCCAUCUCGCCAAUACUUUAUAUCUUGAUCACAGCGGCAAUCUAUUUCCUCUCCGGCGCGGCCCAGAGAUACGGAUACGCUGACGACACGGCGAUGCUCUUUAUAGGAGACUCGCUGGAGGACACAGCAAGGCAAGCAAACGAAGCAAUCGCGGCCAUGGAGUCGUGGGGAAGAGGCGAGGCAAUCCACUUUGACCCGAACAAGACAGAAAUCAUGCACUUCUCCAGACGCACGGCAGACCACAGCCAAUCUCCCGUCAUUUACCACGGCGACAAGGAGAUACGGGCAUCGACAUCCAUGCGGUGGCUCGGCAUCUGGCUCGACAAGAAACUCACCUUUAACCACCAUAUCAAUGAGUGGACACAAAAGGCCCGUAAGGUAAUCAAUCACCUCCGGGUCAUGAAUAAUACCGUGCGAGGCAUGGCAGCAACAGCGGCCCGUCGAGCAGUGUGGGCUGUGGCUAUGCCAAUCCUAUUCCAUGGACUAGAUGCCUGGCUACCUGGCUUGGACACAGGCAACUCACGCCUAAAAAGAAACCACAUCUCAAAGACGAACCUGGCCAAGAUUCAACGCGUGCUUAAUCUCGCGUGUAGAAUGGUUCUACCCAUGUGGAAGACAACACCAUUAGAGUUUCUUUGGAAGGAAGCGGGCAUCCCGCCAGCGAGCGUCCUACUUCGACACAUCCAAGAACGGGUGGCGGUCCGAUACGCGACACUAGAUAAAGCACAUCCGAUCAGCAAAAGGUUGCGACAAUCACAAAGAGAAAUCGAACUCAAUGAGAAACCACUCAUCGCGGAACGAAUGGCCCUCCGGCACUCGAGGCUCCUUCGGACUGCAUAUCGCACCGCCAAAAUCGAAAGACCGAGACUCAUCCCGCAGAGGUUUUCCGGCAAUAUACAAGUAGAAGGGGCCACAGAGAGGCAGACCAAAGAGAACGCUGUAGCAGAGUUCGAACAUUGGCUUGCCAGCCGACCCGCAGGCUACGUAGUCUUCAGCGACGGCUCCAAAACGAAUGCUGAUACGGCAGGAUGCGGCUUCGCCGUUUUCCAUCAUAGACAACUUCUGGACUGGGGUUCCGGACAGCUAGGACGACGAGAAGUAUUCGACGCCGAGAUACACGGCGCGCUCGCAGGACUCAAAGCGGCUAUGCAGCGGAACAGCCUCUGCCUGUUUCCGAGAAUUCCAAAGGAUUGGGGACAAGCACCCGUAUCUAAUCUCAGUCAAAUGGUCCCCUGGCGCGGCUUCGCCGUUUUCCAUCAUAGACAACUUCUGGACUGGGGUUCCGGACAGCUAGGACGACGAGAAGUAUUCGACGCCGAGAUACACGGCGCGCUCGCAGGACUCAAAGCGGCUAUGCAGCGGAACAGCCUCUGUGAGCCGAUCACAGUCUGCAUGGACAACACGUCCGUGAUCGACUGCAUUGGAACAACAGCGGCAGACUCUUCGCAGGCCUGUUUCCGAGAAUUCCAAAGGAUUGGGGACAAGCACCCGUAUCUAAUCUCAGUCAAAUGGUCCCCUGGCCACACUGGCAUCUUCGGUAAUGAGCUGGCCGACCAACUCGCGAAGCAUGGUGCCACGCUCCCCACGAACGAGCAUCUGCCAUCUGUCUCGUACAGGAAAAGACAGAUGAAGAUGCAAAUAAAGAUCGAUCACCGAGCCUGGUGGGCGUCGAUUGAGAGAACAGAGUAUCUGAAGCUCGGCCUGGGAGCCGAGCUGAAGCAACUCCCGGAACUCAGCCUUCCCCGCCGCCUGCUCGGCUAUCUCUUGACAACACGAUCACAACACGGCGACUUUGCGGAAUACCACGAGAGAUUCCAUCCUGGACAGGCGACGCUGGAGUGCCCUUGCGGGCGCCAGAAAUCGCCCACCCAUCUUUUCUACUGCAGAAAGAUCCCUGGCCAUCUCCGGGUUCGGCUGGACCCCGAUCCAGAGACGGCAAUAGGGAAAUUUCUCGGUAGAUCCUACAAGGUGUACGUACGCAUCGCUGACUUCUACUAUUCGAAGAUCAACAAGCGCACAUAG
Cordyceps fumosorosea ARSEF 2679 is the source of this 3096-nucleotide messenger RNA. RefSeq names its product reverse transcriptase. Gene Ontology annotation, molecular function: nucleic acid binding; RNA-DNA hybrid ribonuclease activity. The record is from RefSeq and is a predicted model, not a curated record. Bases 1 to 3096 code for a protein of 1031 amino acids. NCBI's taxonomy places the organism in Eukaryota, Fungi, Ascomycota, Sordariomycetes, Hypocreales, Cordycipitaceae. The transcript has 3 exons.